AUGGGUAGCUCAGUAUCACAUAUACUCAUAGCCAGAAAUGUACACUUAUAUUCCAAGAAGUGUAAAGGUAAUAAGGACAAACAGGAGAAACAAAAGAUGACAAAGAAAAAUCCAUCAAAAAAGAUAAAAGAGUCAAAUGAUUAUGUUUCUGAAAGCACAACAACUUUGACAAAAGAACAAGAAAUGAUCAAAUCACUUCUGAAAAAAACAAAAAGUGAACAAAUUGAGGUGAUUUACAAUUCAGAUUUAUUGGGGUUUGAACAAAGAGAAAUUAGAACAAAAAUAUUAGGAGAACAAAAUAUUAUAUUUCUUGUUAUGACUGAAAGUGGUUCAAUCUUUGGGUUUUAUCAGAAAGAUAUGAUCAACAACAUGAAAUGCUGCAAACAACUCAAAGCGACAUCAAAAGAUUUCUUUUUGUUUGGAAGUCCUUAUGUAUAUCAAAAUCUGUAUUUUUAUAAAAGAAAAGAACAAAUUGAAAACAAAGAUUCUAAUUCAUUUACAUUGUAUGAAGAUGAAAACAAUCUUGUUUUAUCAUGUUAUUCUUCGUUUUGGAUAAAAAAGAAUAAGCAGAUUGAAUUUAAUGUGUGUAAAAGAAUAUUAUGA
This is a messenger RNA of Entamoeba invadens IP1, 603 nucleotides long. RefSeq lists its product as hypothetical. Lineage: Eukaryota; Evosea; Mastigamoebida; Endamoebidae. The record is from RefSeq and is a predicted model, not a curated record. The coding region runs from base 1 to 603 and encodes 200 amino acids. The transcript has a single exon.